Messenger RNA from Drosophila willistoni, 649 nucleotides. RefSeq names its product UPF0691 protein C9orf116 homolog. The record is from RefSeq and is a predicted model, not a curated record. The transcript has 2 exons. Bases 128 to 472 code for a protein of 114 amino acids. Gene Ontology annotation, cellular component: axonemal microtubule. Gene Ontology annotation, biological process: axoneme assembly. Lineage: Eukaryota; Metazoa; Arthropoda; Insecta; Diptera; Drosophilidae.
CGUCGUUUGUUCAAUAACCACAUCUCAUUACAAUCAAAGACUUGGGACUAGCAACAAUCUUCACCCCAUACACAUAAAUACAAAUUUAUUUAUUUAAAUUUUUCAAUUUUUCCUAGCAGUAACAAAGAUGUGCGAACAUGUGUGCGACGAUUUGGAGACCUUCAACCCGGAGAAGGAGUUUCAAAAGUUUAUGAAACGCAAACCGGUGGUCCAGACGGCUAAACUCUAUGAGAAUCUACACAAGCGUGAGGAUAUUAAAUGUCCCUACAACUUCAAGGGAUAUGGCGUUGAGACUGAUACCAAUACCAUGUAUCGUACUUGUAAUUCAGAAUAUGGUUACUAUGCUCCCAAUGCCUAUACUAUACCAUCGCGAUUCUAUCCUCUGCCGCAGAGAUUCUCCAAUGAAGUGGUUCGCUUUGGCAUGUAUCGGAACUUUUCGCUCAAUACCCACAUGGAUCGUACAUUCUACUAAUGGGAAACUUAACUUGAAAUGUUUCAAAUCAUUUAUGCAGUUUUUUCGAUUGGUUUUCUUAUGCAUUUAAAUUAAUCAUUCAGAUACACAACAAGUACAUGCACCCAAAAAAAACAGUUGAAAAGUUUGUUAAAAUUAAAAGAAAACAAAUGCCGAGAUGAAGAAUUUGAAAACUUA